UCUCCUAAUUUAUUGACUGUUUUGUCGUUUUUUUUUUUUUUCAGUGGAUAUCUAUACGCGCAUAUUUCCUAUCUGGAAGACAACUGUCCAGCUUGUCUGUUGUUACUUUCCACUGAUCGUAACGCCUUCUUUGAAUUAGCGGAAACAAGGCUGAAAACGCUAGAGCGUUUGAAAAGAUACAGAUGUAUAGAAGCUAUUAAUGAGGCUGUAGCGAAAAAGAGUUAUAGUACAGAUCAAGUCGGUAUUCCAGAACUGUAUCAUUUUGUUUAUAAGUCAAAAAGUACAGCGCAGUACACGUCUCCUGAACUCGAGGCUCCUUAUGUUGAACCUGAAGAACAAGACAGGCUCUUCGGUUUAUAUCUUUAUCUUCAUCAUCGGAUCCACUCAGCUGCCAGGCCUCUGAAAAUUUUAUGUCACGUGGGCACACGAGAGAUGUUGCUGGGAUGGGUUACUUCAGGUUUUGAGUUAUACGCUGCCUUCAGUCCGCUUGUCACCAAACCUGACGCCAUCAAUGCUAUCAACAAACUUUUGAGAUGGAUCAAGCGCGAAGAAGAGCGACUCUUCAUUUUAAGCUCACAAGUAUUCUAAGGAUCCUAUCAUUCUGGGAUAUGGAGUCAGUUCUGUCUUCGGAGCGUCAGAGGAAGGCUGGGUCUACCCACGCUGCUUUUCAAGCCUCGCAGAAGCAAGACCGCUGAUGGUCUAAAACCCAGAAAUGAUAUUCAGCUGGAUAAAUUAUAGUUAUUUUCAAGAUUAUUUUGAUUUAAUAAUGAAACCGUCUCUGCAGAAUGGAAAUCCAGAUGUAAAGAACAGUAAGAAAUAAAAUUUCACCGUCGACUGGAGUCUCAGUGUCUGCAGUAGCCUGUGAUGCAUCAAGACUCAGCUGUUAAAAUCCCGGCUGAACACUCGUCAUUUUGCCAAAUUGCGGUCGAACAAACCAGUACAAGAGAAACAAAAUAACUUCGUCGUGAUAAUCUACAUCAUUAACUUCACAGAGUAAGAGGUUCGCUCGCUAACGCUAACCUGCGAGUUGCUUCUUUUGUGGGUUGUUCAACGAGAGGCGCAAGUCAAGGAAAACAAAUGACAGCGCGGGGGCCAUUUUCUCGAAUUUCUUCGCUUCUCGCUCGGCGAACCUCGAUGGACUGGGAAUUAGUAUGUGCGUGUGCUGGUUCAUCGUUUAAAAAGAAUAGAAACUGAAAGGUAAAAACAGAGGCGCUUUCCACUCGACCAGAAAUUCCAGUUUGCAUUUCCGGAAAUUUCCAGUCACAAAUGGAACGGCAUUUCCCGGAAUUUCAGGAAAAGAGAACAACCUCGCGAGGUAUACCUUGCCAAGUUCCUAGGCCUCAAAAUUGCCCCGAGGUCAGUCAUUUCUAGGCACGUGGUCCGGGGCGAAAGUUCGUUUCGAAUGCGUAACCGAAAUCAAUUGACCGUGAAGGUCUGGGAGAAAGCCGUACAGGAACAAGGCAAAGGUAUACCCAAAUUUUCGAAAAUUCCCUUUCUAUUUGAUUUUCCUCCCGGAAGUUUCGGUUGAAUGGUUCGCAUUUCGAAAAUUCAUAAUUCUCGGAUUUUCCGGCAUUUUAGUAUCAUUUGUCUUUCUUUCGAAAGUCCCAGAAUUUCUGGUUGAAUGGAAAGCGCCCCAAGUGAGAGAUGUCGACCUUCUCACGUUUUGAGAGGUCAGAGUACAGUGCACUGCUGGUUGUCAAUUCUACUGUGUGAAAUGCUGUACAUAGUGUACAGAGCUGUUUUCAUAGUUCUUGCCCAUCUUAUACCAGUACAAAAUUUUAAAUAGGUACAGAUGAAACCUUAGCUUGAAAGAAGCGGAAGAUUUGUAACAAUUAUACACUACGAUGAUGAAAUUAAAAAGGCGUUCUCA
Messenger RNA from Orbicella faveolata, 1870 nucleotides. Its product is annotated as vacuolar fusion protein MON1 homolog A-like. The record is from RefSeq and is a predicted model, not a curated record. Lineage: Eukaryota; Metazoa; Cnidaria; Anthozoa; Scleractinia; Merulinidae. Gene Ontology annotation, biological process: protein targeting to vacuole; vesicle-mediated transport. Gene Ontology annotation, cellular component: Mon1-Ccz1 complex.